AUGGACUUAGUCAAUAGGAUCAUGCAAAGCCUCGAAGUCACUCAUGAGCCCAAUCUCACGCUCGCCGAGCAGCUCAUCACCAACGAAGAUAUGCUGCCUGUCGAGCCAGAGAAACGAACAUGGCGUGGAUACAACUACGUCGCCUUCUGGAUAGCAGACAUGUUUAAUAUCAACAUGUGGAUGAUCGUAUCCUCCAUGAUCCAACUAGGAAUGUCAUGGUGGCAAGCCUGGAUAUGCGUAUGGCUGGGUCAGGGCAUCGCCACGCCGUUCCUUGUCCUGAAUGCGCGUCCCGGUGCCGUUUUCCAUGUGACGUUCCCAAUCGUGAACCGCGCCAGCUUUGGGAUGUUUGGCAGCCUGUGGUGUGUCUUUAAUCGCGCUGCUAUGGCAUGCAUAUGGUAUGGUGUCCAGGCGAGCAUCGGCGGUUCCUGUGUGCUCGUGAUGCUCAGAGCCAUGUGGCCUAGCAUCAAUGACCUGCCCAAUUCAAUGCCUGCAUCCUCAGGAACGGACACUCGAGACUACCUGUGCUUCUUCCUCUUUUGGCUCAUUUCACUCCCGGUCAUUUGGUUCCCUGUGCACAAGGUCCGCCACUUCUUCCUUGUGACGCCUGUCCUGAUGCCCAUAGCCUCAAUCACAUUCCUGGUAUGGUGCAUCGUGAAAGCUCACGGAAUUGGCCCGAUCAUUCACCAACCUUCCACGCUGCACGGAUCGAAACUAGGCUGGGCCAUGGUGGUCAGUACCAUGUCAUGCAUCAGUAACAAGGUGACACUUGUCACAAAUGCACCGGACUUUGCCUCGCGAGCACGCACCCCAUCUGCCGCGCUAUACCCGCAACUAUUUGCGAGUCCUCUCACCGCGUCGUUUGUGUGCUUGAUUGGUAUUCUUGUGAGUUCGUCGUCACAGGCAAUUUACGGGAAAGCCAUCUGGUCGCCCAUUAAUCUGUUGGGAAAUUUCUUGAAUGACAAUCCGUCGAAAGCCACAAGAUUCGGGGUAUGGUUUAUCUCCGCGUCAUUCAUGAUCUCGCAGGUGACGACAAACGUCUCUGCGAACUCAGUAUCGGCAGGAUGCGAUUUGACCGCCCUGUGCCCUCGUUUCAUUAACAUUCGACGUGGCGGGUAUAUUGCUGCCACCGUCGGUCUGGCCAUGUGUCCGUGGAACGUUCUGAAGAGUAGUAAUGAGUUUACCUCUUACCUUUCUGCAUAUUCCGUGUUCCUGAGCUCCAUUGCUGGGGUAAUGGUGACGGAAUACUAUAUCGUCCGCAAGGGUCACUAUAACGUAAAGGAUCUUUAUAAUACCGAGAAGGGCAGUUGGUACUGGUAUACAUAUGGGGUCAACUUCCGGGCAUAUGCCGCGUAUAUUUCUGGAAUCCUUAUCAACGCUGUCGGUUUCGCUGGAGCGACUGGGCGGAUAGUUCCCCUGGCAGCUACCCGAAUAUACGAGCUAUCUUUCUUUACGGGCUUCGGGGUUUCUGCAAUUGUCUAUUGGGCGCUGAAUCGUGUUUUCCCAGUAGUUGGCGCCGCUGACACGUUCGAGGAAAUCGACGUGUCUGAGUAUGAACAUAAGUCGAGUGGUUUGCGGGACGUUGAGGGGGGACACAUAGAUAUGAAGGACGGAGGAUCUGAAAUCGCGAGCGAAAUAUAAAGAGGAAGCUUGGAGCAAAUGUGGAUUUCACCAAAUGUCAUAUGGUUUCUUAGCACAGGGGCUAGUACUUAACAGAUUGUCGUCCGGAGGCACAACAAUCACCACCUCUUGAAUAUACAGACUCGCAUAGGCCUAUGGGAGUUUCUUGCAUGU
Molecule: messenger RNA, 1791 nt
Organism: Suillus paluster
Lineage: Eukaryota; Fungi; Basidiomycota; Agaricomycetes; Boletales; Suillaceae
Product: permease for cytosine/purines, uracil, thiamine, allantoin-domain-containing protein
Exons: 12
Coding region: 1-1638 (545 amino acids)
Biological process (GO): nucleobase transport; transmembrane transport
Cellular component (GO): plasma membrane
Molecular function (GO): nucleobase transmembrane transporter activity
Source: RefSeq, a predicted model, not a curated record